Molecule: messenger RNA, 1404 nt
Organism: Stegostoma tigrinum
Lineage: Eukaryota; Metazoa; Chordata; Chondrichthyes; Orectolobiformes; Stegostomatidae
Product: adenosine receptor A1-like
Exons: 4
Coding region: 1-1404 (467 amino acids)
Biological process (GO): vasodilation; G protein-coupled adenosine receptor signaling pathway; adenylate cyclase-activating G protein-coupled receptor signaling pathway
Cellular component (GO): membrane
Molecular function (GO): G protein-coupled adenosine receptor activity
Source: RefSeq, a predicted model, not a curated record
AUGUCGUCACUGGGGGGGACGGCCACGGAGCAGACUGGUGUCACGCCGGCCAGUCCCCAUGCCGCAAACCUUAACCUCCCGUACGUGCUGGCGGAGCUGGUGAUAGCGGUGGUGUCAGUCUGUGGGAACGUGCUGGUCUGCGCCGCCGUCCUGCAGGAUCACCGCCUGCGGACCAUCACCAACCGCUUCCUGGUCUCGCUCGCCGUGGCGGACAUCGGGGUGGGUGCCCUGGCCAUUCCCUGUGCUGUGCUAACCGACCUGGGCAUGCCCCGGCACAACUUCCGCCUGUGCGUGCUGACCCUGUCCGUCCUGGUGGUGCUGACCCAGAGCUCCAUCUUCAGCCUGCUGGCCGUCGCCCUCGACCGCUACCUGGCCAUCUUCCUCCCACUGCGUUAUCACACCAUCGUCACACCCAGAAACGCAGGGGCGGCCAUCGCUCUCACCUGGCUCCUGUCCCUCCUGCUAGGCCUCGUGCCCCUAAUGGGCUGGCACCAGCCUCCACCAGCAGAUGGGCACUGUUACUUUACCACAGUGAUGGACAUGGCCUACAUGGUGUACUUCAACUUCUUCGGCUGCGUCCUGGGGCCUCUGGCCGCCAUGUUCCUCAUCUACGCCCGGGUCCUGACACAGGUGAGGCGGCUCGCGACUCGGGAUGAACAGGCAGCAGGGUCCCAGCGGGAACUGAAGACGGCCAGCUCACUCUUCCUGGUGCUCGUCCUCUUCGCCAUCUGCUGGCUGCCCCUCCACCUGAUGAACUGUGUCCUCCUGAUGUGCCCACAGUGCCCAGUGCCCCUCCCACUGCUGCUCACCGCAAUUAUCCUCUCCCACGCCAACUCCGCUGUUAACCCCGUCCUGUACGCCUUCAAAAUGAAGGCCUUCAGACGGGCCUUCAAGGUCAUGUUCCUGUGUCACCCUGCACAGUGCCCCAGGCCCUCGGCCAGUGAGGCCCGGCCCAAGGAUCAGAGCCUGUGUCCACAAUCUGGAGCUCAGCUUUACAACACAGCCCAGAGCCGCCUUCAACCAACACCUGACACAUCCUUCACACCAGAGCAGAUCAGGCAGCAAUCCAAGAACUCAAGUCCCAGCCUGAGGCACUCUGACCUUCACCCCCUCUCCCUAACCCUGAGCCUGAUGCAGACCAAUCACGUUAACAUUCAGUACGAACAAUUAGAGGCCAUCAGUAACCAAGCUGCUCAGAUAGUGUGUUCCUGUUCUAGCCUGGACAGUUCAGAUGAACAGCGAAACGUCAGCGCUGGAACUGGGGAGGAUUGGGUGGAACAGGAGGUGGUACGCAUGGUCUCCAAUCUUAGAAGACUGUACACUGUACUCAAUGGAGCCUCACAGCUCUCCAAAGCAAAGCCUUCUGGAAUUGCUGCCAUUCAGACUGCUCUGAUGUUGGAUUGA